AUGGGCCAGCACUAAACUCCUCUUUCUUCUCCUUCUUCUUUGUCUCUUUCCUCUACACGUUUUCAGUUUCUAUCUAAAGAGCACAAACCAAAGAAACAAGUCAUAUAUACUCUUAAAUUGUUCUUACUGUGAUGUGGGCAUUGUUCAUUUGGGUUUCUCUGCUUCUCAUAACCAUCACACAUUGGGUUUAUAGCUGGAGAAACCCCAAAUGUAGAGGGAAGCUUCCACCAGGUUCAAUGGGCUUCCCACUACUCGGCGAGACUAUCCAGUUCUUCAAGCCAAACCCAACUUCAGACAUCCCUCCUUUUAUCAAACAAAGGGUUAAGAAGCAUGGACCAAUUUUCAAGACCAAUCUAGUGGGGAGACCAGUGAUUGUAUCAACAGAUCCUGAUCUGAGCUUCUUUGUGUUUCAACAAGAGGGGAGGUGUUUCCAGAGUUGGUAUCCAGACACUUUUACCAAUAUCUUUGGGAAAAAGAAUGUGGGUUCAUUACAUGGGUUUAUGUACAAGUACCUUAAAAGCAUGGUCUUGACUCUAUUUGGCUAUGAUGGUCUCAAGAAGAUGCUUCCUCAAGUAGAGCUGACUGCAAAUAAGAGAUUAGAGCUUUGGUCAAAUCAAGAAUCAGUAGAGCUUAAAGAUGCAACCGCAAGCAUGAUUUUUGAUCUCACCGCAAAGAAGUUGAUCAGCCAUGAUCCAGACAAGUCAUCAGAGAAUCUAAGGGCAAACUUUGUUGCUUUUAUUCGAGGACUGAUCUCCUUCCCUUUUAACAUCCCAGGCACAGCUUAUCACAAAUGUCUUAAGGGUAGGGAGAAUGCAAUGAAAAUGCUGAGGAAUAUGCUACAAGAAAGGCGUAAGAAACCGAGGAAGAACCCAAGUGACUUCUUUGAUUAUGUCAUUGAAGAGAUUCAGAAAGAGGGUACAAUUCUGACAGAGGAGAUUGCACUUGACUUGAUGUUUGUCUUGCUAUUCGCUAGCUUUGAAACAACUUCUCUCGCUUUAACUUUAGCCAUCAAGUUUCUUUCAGAUGACCCUGAAGUUCUAAAGCGUUUAACGGAAGAACAUGAGACUAUUCUGAGAAACCGGGAAGAUGCAGAGUCUGGACUUACAUGGGAAGAAUACAAGUCAAUGACUUACACAUUUCAGUUCAUAAACGAAACAGCAAGACUAGCAAAUAUAGUUCCUGCAAUCUUCAGAAAGGCCUUGAUUGAUAUAAAAUAUAAAGAUUAUACAAUUCCAGCCGGCUGGGCGGUGAUGGUCUGUCCUCCAGCUGUACAUUUGAAUCCAGACAAGUAUGAAGAUCCUUUAGUCUUUAACCCAUCAAGAUGGGAGGAAUCAAAGUCUAACAAUGCAUCUAAGCACUUCAUGGCGUUUGGUGGUGGAAUGAGGUUUUGUGUUGGAACUGACUUCACCAAGUUGCAAAUGGCUGUAUUUCUUCACAGCCUGGUUACAAAAUACAGGUGGGAGGAGAUAAAAGGAGGGAAUAUACUACGAACUCCAGGAUUACAGUUUCCAAACGGUUACCAUGUCAAACUCCAUAAGAAAGUAGCCUAGAGAAUGUUAUAAGUAAAACAUAUAUAAGUUGGUAGGAUAAGCUUUUAUACAUUUUUCUUAAGAUCACAUUCAUCUUUAACACCCUAAGUUAAAGGGUGGAAGAUGUUGGGGUCUUGCCUUGAAUCCAUUUGUCUUAAUUAGCUGCAAGGUGAAUACACAAUUUUGAUUUGAAGCAGUAGUUUCUUCUGUG
Molecule: messenger RNA, 1740 nt
Organism: Brassica oleracea var. oleracea
Lineage: Eukaryota; Viridiplantae; Streptophyta; Magnoliopsida; Brassicales; Brassicaceae
Product: cytochrome P450 87A3-like
Exons: 9
Coding region: 132-1550 (472 amino acids)
Biological process (GO): sterol metabolic process
Molecular function (GO): heme binding; oxidoreductase activity, acting on paired donors, with incorporation or reduction of molecular oxygen; monooxygenase activity
Source: RefSeq, a predicted model, not a curated record